CUCAUGCCCAUAUUUAUUUGUCUAUUUCUGGCAAAAGAAAGGGCAAAUCAAACAUCAUAAGCUGCCUUUCUUCUUGGUCUUCUUCUCUUAUCCUCUCUCUUUUCUGUCUCACCCCUCUCCUUAGACUUUGCUAAUGGAGAGAGCUCAGAUACCUGCCAUUGGAGCUCAACCCAUGCUUCCCUUCAUCUUCUUCUUCUUCUUCUUCUUCUUUGUCAUCGGAAGCUUGUCGGGUUCUUGCCUAGGACAACAUACCGAAGAUGAAUCAAACAGCUCAGCUAUGGAGGUUACAGCUCCCAUGGACAGCAGACAGAGAGAGGCUCUCUACUCUGCAAUACAGGGCUUUGUUGGGAAGUGGUGGAACGGGUCGGAUCUUUACCCGGACCCUUGCGGGUGGACCCCGAUCGAGGGAGUGUCCUGUGAAGUCUACGAUGGAUUAUGGUACGUUAGCCGGUUGAGCGUCGGGCCGAUCUAUGAGAACUCGCUUCGAUGCACCCGAAACCCAACUUUCACGUCCCACCUGUUCGAUCUCCGCCGCCUGACAGCCCUCUCCUUCUACAAAUGCUUUUCCUCAUCCCCCCAUGGAGCGGUCACAAUUUCGGACCUGCCUUGGGAGAGGCUCUCGAGGAAUUUGGAAUCCUUGGAGUUCAGGCUAAACCAGGGCCUGACCGGAGCUAUCCCGGCAUCCCUCAGCCACCUACGGCAGCUCAGGUCGCUGAUAGUGCUCGAGAAUGGGUUCGCCGGCGAAUUGCCGGCCGAGAUAGGGAACUUGAAGAGCCUGAAGCGGCUGGUCCUAUCGGGGAACCGGUUCACGGGUCGGAUCCCCAGCGGCUUCGGUGGGUUGACCAACCUCCUGAUAGUUGACUUCAGUCGGAACGGCCUGUCGGGGUCAAUCCCGUUGACUUUUGGUGGGUUGACUUCUCUUCUGAAGCUUGACCUCAGCGGUAACAAUCUUCAGGGCUUCCUGCCGGAUGAGAUCGGGAAUUUGAAGAAUCUAACGUUAAUGGAUCUUGGGAGAAACAACUUGUCUGGUGGGCUUAGAAGCCCAAUUCAAGAAAUGGGCUCUCUGAGGGUGCUCAUGUUGUCGAACAACCCGAAGUUCGGUGGCGACCUGACCGGCGUGAAUUGGUCCAACCUGCGGAGCCUCGAAGUCCUGGACCUGACAAACACUGGGCUCACAGGCCCUAUACCGGAGUCCAUCUCGGACCUGAACGGUCUGAGACAUUUGGGCCUCGGGUGUAAUUCUCUGUCGGGAACUCCUCCGGCGAAGCUCUCUUCUAUGCCUCGCUUGAGUUCCCUUUACCUGAACCGGAACAACCUCUCGGGUAAGCUCAUGUUCCCCAAGUCCUUUUACAGGAGAACAAGGUGGCGGUUCAGGGCGGAGGACAACCCGGGCCUGUGUCACGAGGCAGAGGUUGCCAUUCCAUUCGGAGUAAAGCAGUGCCUGCUGGAGUUCAGUGGUCGUACAGAAGUUGUGGGGAAGAUGAGAUCAGAAGAAGAGGAUUUUUACAGGAAACCGCAGCUCGAAGUCUCAACGGGGUAUAGAAACUUUGAUGUGGGACUCGUCGCGAGGGAGGUGCUAGUAGUAGUGGCUACGGUUCUGAUUAUUUGCUAAUGGAAGUAAGAGAAAACCCAAAAUACUCCGGCAUCUGGGAGGUACUAGAGGUGUAGCAAGUCGAGCGGGAAGAAUAAUACAACUUCAAAUCGAUAUUCGAUAAAGAAGUGUUUAUCACUCCAUUAACGUACAAUAGCAAAGGCGAAACGAAUGGACUUUCAGUCUGUUGAUAACUGAUCAAUAAAAUUACACAUCGGGGACACUGGAUACAGUUGAACUCUGUCACUA
Messenger RNA from Punica granatum (pomegranate), 1840 nucleotides. The record is from RefSeq and is a predicted model, not a curated record. NCBI's taxonomy places the organism in Eukaryota, Viridiplantae, Streptophyta, Magnoliopsida, Myrtales, Lythraceae.